Molecule: messenger RNA, 2094 nt
Organism: Lineus longissimus
Lineage: Eukaryota; Metazoa; Nemertea; Pilidiophora; Heteronemertea; Lineidae
Product: MAM and LDL-receptor class A domain-containing protein 1-like
Exons: 15
Coding region: 1-2094 (697 amino acids)
Cellular component (GO): membrane
Molecular function (GO): protein binding
Source: RefSeq, a predicted model, not a curated record
AUGUUGAUGUUGACAAGGUUCCUGGGACAGCUCGAUUUCGUCAUUGAUGUUGAGGGACAGGGCGAUACCACUGCUGCGGAGUAUGAUGAUGACCAGGGGAAGAAGAACAAGAUGGGGUCAACAAGAAAGGCGGCCGAAGAGUUGGGAGAGUCAAGUAUAUACUUUAACUGGUUCUACAACACGAAUGAGACUAAAAUACUCAAGUUUAAAGUCACCUCAAGCCAUGCAACUUCAAGGUCACAUCAAGUUCUCAAGCCGAGACUAAAAUACUUCAAUAUCAAAAUAACCUCAAGCCAUCCAAUUUCAAGGCCACGCCAAGUCUUCCUUCCUAGGCUAAUGUACCCAAGUUUCAAGUCACGUCAAGCCUUGAUGUUGAAACAAGUGCGACUGAACACCCAGCGGCCGACAUGUGAAUAUUUGAACAUACGUUUGAAUAUUGUGGAUUUUGUCUCACAAUGGAAAGGUCAUCCGCAGGUUGAGAUAGUGACGGUUCUUAUGAGUGAUACGUCAGGAAUAAUUCGAGGGAAUGGAAUUGUGCUGCAUUCGAGUAGACAUUUUAGGCAACAGUUCAGGCCAGAGAUCAUCCUGGAAAUACCCGAGCCAUGCGAAAGUCAUGAUCACUUCCAGUGCUCGACCGGAGAAUGCAAACCGGGGAAUGUACGCUGUAACUUUCAAGUGGACUGUCCGACGGGGAAUGACGAGUUGGACUGUGGGUAUCAGUGCGACUUCAACAAUCGGACCACGUGCGGCUGGAUCAUUGAGAAACUCACGCCAAAUAUCACCGGAUUAAUCCUGGCAAACGGCAGCAACGCAGACAAGGCACCUAAUGAUUACAUUGUGAUGUUUAAGAGUGAAAACAUGCGGCCUGGUGAUAGGGCCCGCCUCACCAGCAAGUGGUUUAGCAACACGCAGAAGAACGCCGAAUGUAAGCUGCGCUACUACUUCUACAUGAAUGGAUCCCGGCCCGGAGAGCUCGACGUCAAGGUGUACACGCUCAGUGGACGACAGAUAUCGCUGAUGAAAUUCCAUGAUAACUAUCUCAACAGGUGGCACGAACAAUUUGCUGAAAUCGGUGACAUAGCUGAGCCGUUCCGUAUCUUCUUCAUAUUCACACGAGAGGGCGACAGAGGAACAAUCGGCUUGGAUGAUAUUGAGAUACGGUGUAGGGGACAAUACAAAAUCAAAGAAACACCACUCCAAGGUCACUGCCCAAAGAUGAGUUUUCCCUGUUCAACAUCAUUGUGUAAGAACCUGGACCAAGUGUGCGACUUUGAGGAUGACUGUCUAUAUGGGGAUGAUGAGAAUAACUGUGAAGCUUUAGUGCCAAAAGAAGGAAAAUGCACGUUUGAGGAUGGACUCUGUGGCUGGACAAGUAAUGCAGAUGAGGGGUAUAUCUGGCAGCGAGUUAAGGCUGGAAGCACCCGUGACGUGAAAGACAGUCCGUCGUCGCAGCAUAUGACUCCGAGCAUGUCAAAAUUAGAACACUUUGCCAGGUUGGCUAACUUUGGCGGUGGACGAGAUAACAGUCGGGCAGACUAUGAGAAGAACUCGCCAAAAUCUGAGGAUCACACUUUCAAGAAUUCAUCAGGACAUUACAUCAUGAUGACGAAGAACCCAAAGAAAAGUCGCUCUUCUCUCAGCAGCACGUCAUAUUUUGAAAGCCCGCUGUUUCCAGCACCACCGCCUGAGAACUAUUGUAAUCACACCUCGCCAUACUUCCAACUCUGCAAGGUUCGUCUGUUCCUGGCAUCCAGGCACCCUCUGACCUCUCUCUACAUGGAAUUCAAACAAUUGAACGCGACGAAAAAGGAUCGCGAUAUCAUUCCUAAGAGCGUCAAGGCGACCAAUGACGAGACAUUCGUGCGAAACAAGUGGAUACGAAAGAUUGUGAUUGUACCAGAUAAAAUCACAUUACCUUAUCGGAUUAUUCUACGUGGAUACUAUUUCAACACGAACUAUGACAAACUUGUCGUGGAUGAUAUAUCUUUGACGCCAGAGUGCUUCGGAAAAGGAAAGUUCGCCGAGAUUAAUAGUACGGAUUCGAUCUGUAAAGGCCUCGCCCCAAAACCUACUGGUAAGAUCUAUUUACAAUAG